UGGAAUUUUGUGACUGAAAAACAGAAAGAUGGCCAAAAUCAGCACUCAGCACUCCUAUCCUACCACACGCAGACUCUCAAUCAGGAACACUGAUGAAGACCUAGAAAGAGUUGAAAAUGGCACCAGCAGGGCUCAUUCCCCAUGUGAGGACUCAUCAUCAGAACUGCAACGAGUGAUUACCAUGGAGACCAGAGCCCCAUCUGAAUCCCGGCAAAGUUCUAUCACAAGCCAAAGGCCAGCCAGGUUGUCAAGACUCAUUCUUUCACUUAGAGCAUGGGCUUCAAGACAUAUACAUCAUGAAGAACAAAGACCAGAUUCUUUCCUGGAGCGUUUCCGAGGGGGAGAACUCAAAGAGUUGUCUAGCCGAGAAAACUACAUCCAGCCCAACUUAGGUAUCCAAGAGCAACCUGAAGGCAUAUGUGGUAGCUGGCCGCUGGCCAGAUAUAAUAUCAACACCUGCAACAAUACCAGCGAAGACAAAAAGGAGGAAAAGGAGGAGAAAAAGAAGGAAAAGGAAGAAGAGAAAAAGGAUAAACCUUCAAAGGAAAAGAAAGAAAUCUUUAUGAUAGAUCCUUCAAGCAACCUGUACUAUAGGUGGCUGACCAUUAUCGCCAUGCCUGUCUUCUACAACUGGUGCAUGCUUGUGAGCAGAGCCUGUUUUGAUGAACUUCAAAGUGACUACUUGAAGAUGUGGCUGAUCUUGGAUUAUACUUCUGAUGCCAUCUAUGUUUUGGACCUGCUAGUUCGAAUGAGGACAGGCUUUCUUGAACAAGGUUUAAUGGUCAAAGAUGCAGAGAAACUCAGAAAGCAUUAUAUGAGCACCUUUCAGUUCAAGCUGGAUGUACUAUCUCUGGUCCCCACUGACUUGGCUUUUUUAAAAGUGGGACUGAACUAUCCUGAGUUGAGGUUCAAUCGUCUGCUGAAAUUUGCCAGGCUAUUUGAAUUCUUUGACCGCACAGAAACCAGGACCAACUAUCCUAAUAUAUUCAGGAUUGGAAAUCUUGUCUUGUACAUUCUGAUUAUCAUCCAUUGGAAUGCAUGUGUCUACUUCGCCAUUUCUAAGCUCAUUGGAUUUGGGACUGAUUCCUGGGUUUACCCCAACACCUCUAUCCCAGAAUAUGGGCGCCUGUCCAGGAAAUACAUUUAUUGUCUCUACUGGUCCACCCUGACUCUGACUACCAUUGGGGAGACUCCUCCCCCUGUCAAAGAUGAGGAGUACCUUUUUGUGGUGAUUGAUUUCCUGGUGGGAGUGCUGAUAUUUGCCACCAUUGUGGGUAAUGUUGGCUCUAUGAUCUCCAACAUGAAUGCCUCUAGGUCUGAAUUCCAGGCUAAAAUCGACUCCAUAAAGCAGUACUUGCAAUUCCGAAAAGUAACCAAGGACUUGGAGACCCGGAUCAUCAGAUGGUUUGACUACCUAUGGACCAACAAGAAGACAGUUGAUGAAAAGGAAGUUCUCAAAAGCCUCCCAGACAAGCUGAAGGCUGAGAUUGCCAUCAAUGUGCACCUGGAUACCCUAAAAAAGGUACGCAUUUUCCAGGACUGUGAGGCAGGCCUCCUAGUGGAGCUGGUCCUAAAGCUUAGGCCUGCAGUGUUCAGCCCUGGUGAUUAUAUUUGCAAGAAGGGGGAUAUCGGAAGAGAAAUGUACAUCAUCAAAGAAGGCAAGUUGGCAGUAGUGGCGGAUGAUGGUGUCACUCAAUUUGUGGUCCUCGGUGAUGGAAGCUACUUUGGGGAAAUCAGCAUCUUAAACAUCAAAGGGAGCAAAACUGGGAACAGAAGAACAGCCAACAUCAGGAGUAUCGGUUACUCGGAUCUAUUCUGCUUGUCCAAAGAUGACUUAAUGGAGUCUCUCAUUGAAUAUCCAGAAGCCAAAAAGGCUCUGGAAGAGAAAGGACGGCAGAUUCUAAUGAAAGACAACUUGAUAGAUGAGGAUGUGGCUGGGAGCGGAGGAGAUCCAAAGGACAUGGAAGAAAAGGUGGAGAGACUUGAAUCUUCUCUGGAUAAUUUACAAACUAGGUUUGCUAGGCUCCUGGCAGAAUAUAAUAGCACCCAAAUGAAAGUCAAGCAGAGACUGAGCAAACUUGAGAGCAAAGUAUGUGGAAGUGACUUAUUGGAUGGAGAGAACAUUGUUAGUGGAGAUGCCGAGAAAGAUAAAGACAAAAAGCAAUAAGGAAAUAAAGCCAUUUUGCUUAGUUGGUUACAGUAAGGAUAAUGCCAUAUUCAAAUACAUACCCCAAAACAUAUACAUAUAUACAUAUGAGCACACACAAUUAUUUUUAUAUGGAAUUCAAGAAGGUUUUAGACUUUUUAAUGAACUUGUAGGGGGAGAAAAAACAUAUAGUUACCAGAGAAGAUUUUGGUUGGAGAAAUGGGGAUGGUGAGUGAUCCCAAGCAAAGGCUUGGGUAAGUUAUAUGGAGUAUUCCUUUCAUGAAUUAGUUUGUCUUGUUCCAGGGAUUAUUCACCCUUUUGGGGUACGGACAUCUUUGGCAGUAUGGGGAAGCCUUCUCUGACUAAUAUUUCAAAUGUAUAAAAUAAGAUAUUUACAAUUAUAAAGGAAACCAAUUUUAGCUAUAUAUAGCUAUCAAAAUCUUUUUUAAAAAACAAAAAUACAGAUUCACAGACCCCAAGUUAAACAACCAUUGGCUUCUAAUGUUACUUCUAACUCUCAAAUUCUGUGAUUCUAUAAUUUCCAUAGAAGGAUGAUUUCUUAUAAACAGAAUACAAAAUGUUGUUUUUCUCUUUUUUUUUUCUCCCUGAAAAGAAAUUUGGGUUAUUGCUUAGGAGGAUAGAUGGGGCUCAGUGAAGGCAAUAACUAUGCUCUGAUAGUUUGGGACUCAUUUUCUGGUUGAAAUUCUCUUUAAAAACUGACCAACCUAAAGUUAGAUUCAGUCAUGGUAAGAAGGAGGUUCCUAUCUGUGGAAAAUGUUACAUACCAAUCUUCAGGUACUGAACAGCAGAACCAUAUGCUGGACCCACUUUGCCCAUUGAACUGACUCAAUUUGAGAAGUGGUGGGAUGGGAAGUUGUAUGAAGAAGUUCUUUGCAGGUAAAGAUAAAUCAGUAAACAUUUAUUAAAUACCUAGUAUGGGCAAGGCACUAUUCUAAGUGCUGGGGAUACAAAGAGGCAAAGGACAAUAUCUGCCUUCACAAAGCUCACAACCUAAUAGGAGACAGCAAACAAAUAUGCACAGAUUCCAUAUAGGAAAAACAAGAAAUAAUUAACAAAGGGAAAGCACUAGAAUUAAAAAAUGUGGGGGAAAGCUUCUUGUGGAAGAUAGGAUUUUAGUUAGAAGUUAGUGAGAGAGAGAGAGAGAGAGAGAGA
This is a messenger RNA of Antechinus flavipes (yellow-footed antechinus), 3319 nucleotides long. RefSeq names its product cyclic nucleotide gated channel subunit alpha 3 (gene CNGA3). Gene Ontology annotation, molecular function: intracellularly cAMP-activated cation channel activity; intracellularly cGMP-activated cation channel activity; protein-containing complex binding. The transcript has 10 exons. Gene Ontology annotation, biological process: monoatomic cation transmembrane transport. Lineage: Eukaryota; Metazoa; Chordata; Mammalia; Dasyuromorphia; Dasyuridae. Gene Ontology annotation, cellular component: intracellular cyclic nucleotide activated cation channel complex; plasma membrane. The record is from RefSeq and is a predicted model, not a curated record. Bases 29 to 2167 code for a protein of 712 amino acids.